Phytophthora infestans T30-4 is the source of this 12192-nucleotide messenger RNA. RefSeq lists its product as uncharacterized. The record is from RefSeq and is a predicted model, not a curated record. The coding region runs from base 1 to 12192 and encodes 4063 amino acids. NCBI's taxonomy places the organism in Eukaryota, Oomycota, Peronosporomycetes, Peronosporales, Peronosporaceae. Gene Ontology annotation, cellular component: peroxisome. The transcript has 7 exons.
AUGGAGCCAUCGGCUCCGCAUUCUGCGCCGCGCGUGGAGGAGCUGAUCCUUUCUGGGGCAGACGUGAAUGUACUGAACCACGCGACGCUAUCACUGUGGCACUUUCGACAGCUGGCACAGGAGCUGCUGCCGUCCGCUGCGUCGGCUGAACCCGACGAAGAUCAUGCAGUCAAAGCGUCGGAGACACCUCCAAGCCGCGGCAUCGAGCUGGGCGAGGGCAUGAGUGUAGCCGCCGUUCUAUACGAACAGCCAAUGGACGCCUUGAAUCCCGAGAAGAGCGGCAGACCUGUGCUUCAGCUGCAAGGUGUGACAACAAACAUCCCGGGACAAUUGAUGCCGGACACUCGCGUCGGCGCCGUGUUCCAGCGCUACCGCUGUGUAUUAUGUCUAGAUGCAUCACCCUCGAUUCUGUCCAUCGAUCCGUCGUCUGGAACACUCUUCCUGGACCUGCUUUACGAGACUGUAGAGCUCUUUAUCUGGAGUAUGUUGAGACCCAUGGAGGUGGGAGGUGUAGCUUUCACCCCAGAGAUCCAUGUGUCGGUGCUGGUACAGGGGGCUCUGGUGGAAUCACUCUGUGUAUUGAUGCAGGGGUACAUUGUAACGCCGUCCAAUGCAUCAGGGUUCUUACAGUUGAUUAAGGAACGGUUCCAGCUCAUUGAGAACGACUGGGCAUCUCAAGCACAGGAACGUGGACAGUAUGGCUAUCUGGGCAAUGCCACACCAGCUUCACUAGACUGGAUCUUGCAGAACGCCGUGUUUGCACUCAACUCGCUGCCUACAGACUGCACGCCGAUGAUGGUGCUAGUCACCGAUGGUGUCGUGGAUGUACGAGACGCCUAUUCCUACGACAAUUUGCUGAUGCAGCUUGUGCGUCAUGAUAUUCAGUGCCACUUUUUGCGGAUUGGAGGAGGGGGUGCAGACGACGAACUGAACGCGACGUUCGGAUUCGUGCCAGAUACACACUUGUUACGCUUUGUAGCAGAAUAUACUGGCGGAACAGUGUUUGACUACGCUGCUAUCCACGAGGGUUGCUACGGCACGACGAGCGUGUGCAGUAAUGUAGUCAAGAAGAUGACGGGGUUGCAAGACGCGUGUUUUCUACGCAAGUCAAGUGUGCACGCGAACUCGGCGCCCGUAGUGAAGCUUAACGAGAUGGCUAGCACGUCUUUUGACGGGAGAACUCUACUGCCUCUUCGACCCUAUCGGAUGUGGCGAGAAAAAGUUCAUGAAUAUCGGAUUUUUGCUGAUGUGAAUCGAAUUGUGGAGGCUCGACUACGUGAAGGGUUUUCGAUAAAUAAGGUCUAUGUCAAGACUUACGAACAGCCUCAACAGACAGAUGGAGUAGGUGUGGAUUCUCCUCGUAAUGGCGAAGCUUCGAAUGCUGCGAGCGGCUCCAACGAUAUCACCAAGAUCCUGAUUGUGUUCUUAUUCCAAUGGAAGCAGAAUGUUUGGCUUGAAUACGUGGUAUCGACAUCGACUGACAACUCGGCGACUUUGGCUACAUCGGCUACUACAUCUCAUACAGGCCGCCGAGGUAGUGGUCAGGGAAUAAAGGGGCCGGGCUCGUCAUCUUCUGCUAAAAAGUCGAACGUUAUCUUCUCCAAGGGACAGAAUACAGCGUGGAGUGAGUGGUACGUCAAGAUGAAUAUCCUGGCGUACGCAGAUUUCCUUCGAGCGUUUGAAGACACCAUCCAGCACUCAAUUGGGGACCGAGGUAAUGCCGCUCGAGGUUCAGGCGGAGAUGUAUCCCUGGCAUCACCCAUUUUUGUUCAUGACUUUAUCAAAAAUGUUCAAGAUGUGGAUCGUGUGCUGCUGCAUUUAAUGACAGCGACAGCGAGCAUCAAUGAGUCCAGCGACUCGGUUGCCAACCAGUUCUCGUUCGGGACGAGUGCCAACUCGACGUCUGCGUCUGUGACUCCGAAGAUCACAAGCUCCCAUCCAGUGUUUAACAUUAUCGGCGAGCUCUCUACUGUGCUGUGGCACCGCUGGUUUUUCAUAGAACGCUUUGAGAUUUUGUGCAUCGUCAAGAGCGAUGUCUGCACAGACCUGUUUUAUCGAAACGAAAUGCAUGGUGUAGUGGAACGUGGCAACGCUGGCUCGCACUUGCGCAGCUCAAGCAAUGUUCCCCACGGAAUGAUCCACAGUCAUGGCGCAAAUGUCUACGGAACGAGCAGUGGGAACAUUUCAAUCGGAGUUGAUAGUCUUGCCGAGCCGCUGAUGGCAAUUCUGGUCAAGUGGUCUUCCCAGAAACUGUCCCAGGAUCUGCUCUUAAAGUUUCUCCGUCCGUCUACCGAUAAAAGCCACGCCCCUCCAAGGGCCAAGCCAUCUCCAUCUUCUGCUACGGUAUCUGGGGGGAUUGCUCAACGGCGUCGACAACGCAGUGUGAACAGUAACGGUGGUGAAGAUACUACCCACGCUGAAGGCAGCAUGAGUACAGAAGAAAGUAAAGGAGCGCUUUGCUUUGUCCGGCUCGAGUUCAAGAACAAGACGCUAUGUGCCGUUCAUGUGGCAUUUUUCGCGACUAGAGCUUCGACACGCCGUCAAGUGUUGAACGAUUUGAAGAACACGAUUUUUGCGGGUAUCAAUGAGGUCGCAGUGACGCCGUCUCCAGCCAAACUACUACCGUCGUCGCCGACUGAGACCCCGGUAAUUCUAUGUCACCGUAUGCUGAGUCGUCUGCUUGUCACACACGAUACCCUUUUACUCCAUGGAAUUGACCAGGAGCCCGGGCCUUUUGAUUAUUAUGUAGCGUCACCGACGUUGGAGGCUGAGAAGAAUGCUGGAGCUAUUCCUCCGUCAACUACAUGCUGUGGGGGUAGUGAGUUGCAGUUGCAUCGCGUUUUCGGAGCAUACGUCUGGCAUUCAAGCUGGAAAUGGGAAGUGGCAGAUUUACAGGCAUUACUGGACGUGAUGCGGCGUCUUCAUAAUGCUCGUAUCAGCUGUGGAUUCUGGGUUUUGGACUGGAAGAUGGGCGAAGGAGAGGAUGGACAGAGUGCGCAUGUGGAGAGCGUGAUCUUUGGCCGAGAAAUCUUGAUGGAAGAUGAAAAUGGACAUAUCAAGACGGCGCUUGUGCAGUAUGCGCUUCGUCGUGUCUCGGAUACUUGUUUGAUGACUUCGUUCUGGAUGGAACCUCAGCAUGGCACUGUGAAGACACGCUUAUCCGAUGAAGCUGAGCGAAACGAUAAGUUUCAUUGGAGUCUGAAGCAGGCAAUCGGACACAGCUCGCCGUUUGAGAACUAUGAAGUCCGUGGUGCUCGUCGAAAUAGCACCCAACAAACUUUUGUUUCAUCAACGAGCUCAGUGGAAGACGAGCAGAAGUCAAUGGAGCAGGAAGACAUGAGUAUCGAUUGGAGUGGAGGGUCGAUGUAUCUGGGUGAGAGUGAGCUGUUGCAUCUUAUCCGUGGCUACCUCUUCAAGAGCGACCGUCACUUCCUCUCCUGUCUGUACACGUUUGACUGCAUCAUUAAUUUGCGAGAUAACAUUGAGCUGCUGAAUCAGCUGAGCAAGGACGUUGAUGACGUUGUCGGCUCUCACUGGGUUAUGGAUCGGCAGAUGGCGGCCGAAAACGGUAUGAUUCUUCCUCCGUUCAGCACGGCCAGACUCUUAGCAACUUCAAAGCGAUCAACCGAGCAUUUCCUCAUGUAUCUACAACAUGGCAAGAGCGGAGAAAAUGAAUCAAGGGGGACUGAGAUCCCGCCUUCAGUCUCUACAGCGAACGAGAAUUUGUAUUCCAUGCUGGAGCUUACUUUAAGAGGGCUAAGUGACUGCGAAGUGUCCUGGACAGACUACAAUGGAGACGUUGUUGCGGACUCGAGUGCACCUACUAGCAGCCUCAUUGAAGACGAUCGGUUCUUCAGAGAAGGAAUGGACGGCCAAUUGCCGCUGUGGUUAAAGCAGCAUCUGGCUUUAACCUUCAAAGACCGCGUUCCACAUCAUGCUCUAAGCAAAGGCAAGUGCUUUGCUAAGCUGGUUAGUGAUGAUUGUGUCGUGUUGGCUUUCUUCCCUUCGUUGGAUACUCUGCAGGUCAAAACCAAGAUAUCCGACAAGGUAUCGGUCGAUGAACCGUUGUUUGAAGAAAGAUUAUCCAACAAAACUCUCGAGAAGGAGGCAGGCCACAAGACCCCUGCGCAACAGUUUUCCGUCCGUGCAGCGGAAGAGGAAGGCAAGUCUCGAGUCGUGCGAAUGUCAGUGUCUGCGGAUGACAUUGUGCUGUACCAAGAACGGCGGCGCAGUUUCCGCGAAGGCUACAAAUCGUGGAGAAUGGGCCAUUAUCAGGGCUCUCGGGAUGAAAAAAAGAGCUACGGCCGCGAUUUCCAGAAACUCCGUCUCCCAUCUACCCUUGAAGACCACGAGUUUUGUGAAGAUAUCAGUCGUCGCGCGUCGUACGGCUGUGAUUUCCACCUGCUGAUUGAACACGCUAGCGGAGUUCUGGGCUCAGGUUUCUUUCAAGUUGCCUUUUACGAGUGUUCGCUCUCCAGGUUGUCGACGGAUUUACACGACAGAAGUGACGAGAUGCUAGACCGUGUGGAUUUACCGCACACUAUCCUCAAACAGUUAUUCUUCUCAAAGCGGCGUGAGAAGCCGAAAGACGAUCGUCCAGCUAUCCCACUUGAUCGAAGUGGUCUUUGGAAGAAGUCUGCAGCUCGUUUAUCAUCAGAGAACUCUCAUCAUCGAUUGAGUUCUGACAGUAUUCUUGCGUCACGUCGAUUUCGCAAGAAGGUUAAGCGGGCGCACGAGCAUAACUUUUCUCGAGGUGUUUACAUGGCUCUACGCGAAGGAGGGGCGGUUCAGCAUAGCGAUUUGCUCCAGGCGCUGUCGAGCUGUGUGGAAGUGCCUGUGGAUGUGGACAUCACGCUCUUGUAUCGCAUGAUGGAGACAGCCGCAUCGCACAGAAUCCCUCCUCUCAGUCCAGCAGCGGCAGCGGUGGUCUCUGCGGGCAUUGGCGCGGAUAUCUUGAAGGAUAAACUGACCAAGUCUUUCGAGACAAUCUUGUCAAGUGUUUUUAUCCCAAUUGCCGGCACCAAGUACUACUAUUUUACGGGCAACGAGAACACAAUCUAUGAAGACUUGUCUGUGAGUGAGUAUGACUUGCAUAUUCUCAUGGAGGACUCAGAUGAUGGCGACGGAGACGCAAUUGUUGAGCGCCAGAAAAAGGAAGAAAACGAGAACGCCGUUGCUACUGCCGCCGAAAAGCGUCCGAUUCGACACAGACGUGGAAGCUUGGGGCGUGAGCUACCUCCCUCUGUGGAUACCUCAACCGAAGGCAGUUCGGGCAGUGAACAGCAUCAUGGAACCGUUGAGGAGGACGCCGAGUUUAACAAAGAAGUUGCGGUGGCUACGUCCAGCUUUUCAGUGCCUUUCUUCUUCAGGUUUGAAUGCCGCGUGCUCAAUGGCUCACGGGAUACUCGAUCGAAUUCUGCAGACGUUCAUGCUCCAAGAGCUACGCCAGACUCGGAGCUGCUACGUCGUUCUUCCAGUACUGCUGCGUACGAUGAUAUACGAAAGGAAAUGGUUGCUCAAGAGCAGCUUAUGUCGCCUACUAGUCGACGGGAAGAGUUUAACGCGUUCUUGGAAUCGUUGAAGACUAACUAUGGGUCUCACAAGUACUCGAACUCGACUGACGUCACGCAGAUUGCCGAAGCAUUCUCAAAAUUGCCGUCAGGUCGUAUUGCGUUACGCUUAGUGACGCUGACAUUGCCGAACGAACGUGCGUUCGAUGGUGGCCGCGUACCAUCUACGAUGCCUUUUGAAAUGGACAGCAGCGGACAGACCAGUAAGACGAACGUUUUGCCGUCCAUGCGCUCGCACAGCUUCUCGACGCUGCACCUGUUCCAGCGCCAAGUGCUCACGCGCGUGCGAAAAGACAUUAAGGAAUGGUGCAGCGUGGAGAUUCUGUCCAUUCUCAAGUCCGCAAACGAAAUCACCCCUGCAAUUGGAGCUCUAGUGCAGAGACUCUUUGACGAUCUACCCGAGCAUGCUGUGACGAAAGCCACGUAUCCAUUGGAGUUUGUCGGUCGCAGUCAAGAAGCCCCAGUGAAUCCGCUCGAUUUGUUCAAGCGCGAGUUUGAGAAGGGCGAUUUGCUUAGCGUGCAUCAUUGCAAUGGCGUGUACUUUGUUGUGAAGAAGAAGAAGUCGGACGACAAGACUGACGCUGGCUUUGAGAUCCCGUACUGGGCGUACUUUGAGCUUGCAUCUGACCACGUUAGCUUGCGGUUCCACCACCCAGACCGCGUUGAGGCGUCCUCGAACGGGUUUAAUCGCUUGGGAGCUCUGACCCGUCUUCAGCUUGGCGUUCGUGCGGUAUGUCGUCGUGUGAACCAGUUUCUGCUUUUGUUCCAGCUUCACGAGACUCGGACGUGCAAUGGACUUCUGCUGCCACCCAACGGCAACCAGCCAUUGAGUCCACGCUCACCGAAGCGACGUGCUGGGUCACAGAGUGCGUUGGAUGCCUCGAGUGGACAGAUGAAACACGCAAGUUUCUUUUGGCCUGGUCAAUUUGAGUGUGACUUGCGCUACUCUGCGGUUUUCAAGCUUCACGAGCGCUUAGCGCCCAAUUUCGCGCUGAACAUGUUGUGUACGUCAGCGCUGGAGCAGUUCCAAGUGCACAAUCGACGCCAUAUCUUUGUCUACCGCGAUCGAGACGGCCACGUGUUUUAUAUGAAGAUCAGCAUAUUCUACGACAACACGACGUCUUCCGUUGGCAGUCAACCGGCCGAAGAACGCAGUAGUUUUUCAAAAUCGAAUACUGGAGGCAGUGGUGGCGGUGGGACCACGAGCUCGACAACAACAACACCAUCAGGAGUCCCGGGGAUUCGACUCGAAGUGUUUGGUGUGUCUGAGGCUGGAGAAGAAGUGACCCAUGAGCUGUGUCGCCUGCUCGAGAGGAAGCUCGAUGAAGCAACGCAGGUCGUGCUCAUGAAGCUAUUAGCACGAAACACCAAGUUCCAGCUGAGUCCGACGGAUCUGGCGUUCUUGUGUCCACCCGCAGCGGAGCCUUCGAGUACGGUGGACUACAUUCUUCCUCGCGAAGUAGCUGAUUGCUGUACACUGCUACAUUACUUGUCACAAACGCUGAAGUUGACUCCGUACAUCCGUCCUGUUACGAGUGGCGCCUCCUUACCCACUCGGAAUCCGCGAGACUUUGCGAAUAGUUCGUUGCGCGGAGCUCGACGCGGGAGUUUGGUGUCUGCAGGCAGCACCAAACCCGUUUUGCACGAUAGCGCUCGUACGCAUCCUGCGUGUUUCGGUGGCUACCAGAAAGCGUUGACGGAGGUCCAAGGGACAUUUGACGCAGCACUUCGAUCCCCUGUGUUCUUCUCGAAACGACAUGAUGUGGAGAUGAAGAAUGCUGUUUCUUCUGAAGGAGACUCAGUCUCCGCAUCGCCUGAAAUCGUGGCCCAGGCGUCCUAUGUUCUCAAUCUGAAUCCGGACUUGCGACUCUCGCAAGGAUUCUUGUCCCAAGUUGGCAAGGGACUUGCUCUCAUGCGAGUUGAUCUCAUCCGGAACAGUCCCAUCAAGGCUGAAACGGGAGAAAAGGACAAGGAAAAUACAGAUUCGCCACGGCUGAAGCGAAUGCGUGAUAUCCCAGGACUCUCAGAAUUGUACUCAAGCUCUGAAGACGCGGUGGAUUCUACACUGGUGGUGGCUAGAUGCCAAGUGUGGAUCCGUGGCUCUAUCCAUACGAAAGAGCUGAGUCAGGUCGUGGAGACUUUUAUGGACGAAGCGCUUUACGACUACCACAUUGAAUCGAUCAUCAAGAAGCUCCAGUCAUACAAUGGGCGACAUGACGCAAGCAGUGAUGAAAGUCACACGGAAGCAUUUGAUACUGACCGGAGACUACCUUCAGAUGUGGACAAGUUGAUAUCACUGUUUAAGAGUGCAUGUCGACUGCCCUCGUCUUCUGUUACUAGUCUCGGAGCGAGCCAGUCGAUCGCAUCUUGGGAUCUUGAGAACGCUGUGACGCAGAUUCGAAGCUUUUUGUGCUGUCUGCCUCAACAUCUACGACCUGCGCCUUAUGCGAAAUCAAGGCUGUCAGGUAGUUAUGAGUGUGUUAGCUGUCGCAGCGACAUCAUCCGUGUUAGUGAUCCUCUUCCAGACAAGUUUCGACUGGUGGUGAAGCAUGUUGACGUCUCAGACUCGGGCGACGACGCGGACUCAAGUGACUCGGACGCCGAAACGACAGCGUCAAUGAGCUCCGCGCUUCAUCAGCUGAUGCGAGCGGAUUCAGUUCAUUCGGAGAUUUCGGAUAUCGACUCGGUCUCGGGGCGAAUGCCGCUAACUUGGGCGUCCUCUGGUGCAAACUCGGAUGCCAUUUCGCGACUACAGACAGCGCCGUCUGUGUCUUCGACGACGUCGUCUCUGCUUGGAGCGAUGGGAGGCCUGUCGCAUCAAUUGCAUCUCCCAAAGAGUGCGACUUUUACCGAACGAGAUGUUCUGCUCUACUCAAGCAGCGGGAGCAGCUACCAUCACCACCAGAAGGUGGGGUCUCAUGCACAUCGAGAAGUGAAGCGAUCGUUCUACUACGUCAUUGACUUGUCGACCAGCAAGGGUCUGCGGUUGUACGGAUACAAUAUGAGCUUGGCGCUGGUGGAAGCGUUAGCGACGCACUUGGCUCGGGUGUUGACGUGGAGUAUGCUUCGCGACAAGCUCCUUCAGAGUUUACUACUGGAAAAAUCGGGUAUUUCAGCCGCUGCUCCCUUGGGUUCCGUGGUGUUGCAACCUCGUAGUUUGUUCCUGACCGUCGGAAGAACGGAACGAGCUGGAAAGGGAGUGGGCAAGAAUCCUGCUGUGCUCUGUAAAGACUCUGCUGUGCACUUUAUUGAGUAUCGAACCCCCGUGUUGUCGAUCUUGCAGUCGAACGAUUGGUUCCCUAGAGUGUUGGACGCCAGUCGCUUACGAUCCAUUGAAGGUACUGCUCUUGGCGUAUAUUUGCGUGAGGCGCAGACUCAAUCGGCGUUAGAAGCACUGGACUCGCAGUACGCGCGUCCCCGAGGGAAGAGUAACUCGAAUCUCGCCGUUUCAAUUGGACCUCCAAGUAUUCCCGAUCUGACACGAGAAAUAUCGGGGCCUUCGUUAUCGCAACGGAGUCUACUCAGCAACGGAGAGGGACCAGGAAACCAAACGUCUGGAAGGAUCAGGAGUGGCGGCAUUGUAAGUAGCAGCAACGUAUCGGACAACAUAGCGUCGUCCCCACAUAAGCGGUUGAGUGGAUCAAGUCCUGCGUUGCCGUAUCCAGGUGGGAACCGAAGCGAGGCUGCAGCUCGGAUGCGUGGCGGUGCGGGAGCUGCGACUGCGUUGAUGGCAGCACGAGCCCGUGCAAGAGGGGGUAGUGCCUUCCCGGGCCGUGCGGGUGAACCAGGCGUCGGUGCAACGCAUAGCAACGGAAACGCUGGUGCGUCUUCUGGAGGCGCAUCCGGAGACAGCGUCGCGCCAUGGGAUUUGCCAUUGAACAACACGAAAGGACCGCGGCUGCAUGCUGCAGCAAGUGGAGCAGAAGCGAAUGCAGAUGCUGGCACGAAUCGCCCUGUACGAAGAGGAUCGAGAGGUACUAAUCUUUCCGAGUUGGGGUCGUCGUCGUCUUCAUCUUCAAACACAAGCGACGCAGACCCGGGUCGUAUCCACAGUUCGUGGAAGAAGCGAUUGGAGUGUGCUUGGGGGCCUCGCUUUCUAUUCCCUGGCAACACAGAGCGAUGGGCAACGAGUUUGACAGGCCAGCCGCGACAUUUGAUCGAGCUCGAGGAAGACGAAGACUACCCCAAGAAGAAUCGAACUCCUCUUGCAUUCUACUGUGCAGCUUUGGAAAAGCGAUGGGAAGUAUUCGAGACGCAAUCAACUAGCCACACAGUGGGCAUGAACCUGCUGGAGAAGCUCGCGUCGAUGCGUGCGGACGAAGAGAUGGAGGAGCCCGUCGCGAAGGAUGUCGUGAUGCAUUUAGUGGAGAGUGGACAUCUCUUGCUGCAUCAACGAUUCCGAGCUGCGUUUGUGGAGCGAUGGGUAGCAGCAGAGGUGAUUGGAUUGUCUGACGGCGACGAGAACGGGAUCGUCAGUGGGCGAUUACGUGCUCUUCAGUCGUGCAUGGAUCUGGUUCAUUUGCUCAGCUACAAGCGCGAGUUCGUGUUUGAUCAAGACGAAUGCUCAGUGGCCAAGCUGUACACCGAGCACACUGUACUCAGCAUGGACGCCGGUACAGGAGCUGACGUUCGUGGUAUCAAGCAGCAGGUGGCUGCGAAUUUGGAGCCACUGCGUCUUGAAGUGGCGAGUGAAUUCUAUAAAGAGUACGCAGUGCACUUACGUACGCUUGGCUUCCGACGUCUUCGGACGCUAGCUACCGGCAGGAGCCAUGCACGUGCCUUCCCUGUGGACCCCAGCGCAGCAAAUGAGAGCGACAUACCUAGCAAAGAAGGCUUCUCCGAGUACUUUUACCACCCGGAAAGAGCUGCAGCGGAAGCGGCUGGGUGGACGAAUAGCGCAAGCAAUGACCCUCUCUCCAUCGUGGUGCUUGAGGUGAAAUGCGACAAUCGAGGCGUGCUGCUGACUGCGGUACUUGUGAGUUUGCACGACUUGGAGCAGCAAGAUCUGCGUUUCCAGAAUCGUUUGGCUGCCAAGACUGGGAAGAAGACGACUGGAGUGUCUGGAGCAAGAGUGCAGAGUGUAGCGUCGUGGCUACGUGCUCAGCUGCAGACCCAAGCUCUCAUUUACGGGUUCACCAUCCGCUACUUCCAGCGACAUCUUCUGCAGUGGCUUGACGCGUCGCACGACUUCCACGACGCAGAGAAUGGACACGGUCACAGUGUAGGCAAGCAUCUUAGUGAGGAUGACGCGCUUGUCGUGACCCCACCGCUGCCUUGGAAGAAAGCGUCCACGUUCCAGAACAUCGUCAAGGGGCUUCAAUGCUUCUUGCAAGCCUUCCCGGACCCGCCUGAGGAACCCAAGAAGUUCAGUACACCAGCCCCAGCCAGUGAUGGCCAUCGACCGCCUUCGCGAGCUGCAGCGAGAUUUACUCGACGAGCUGCCAACAAACCGCAUCCGCAGCCGGUACAUCAUUUGGGCCCAGCUCAAGCGAGCACCGCGUCAACAUCUGCAGCACCCUUGUCGCUGCUCUGGCGCGACUGUGUGAUCCACAUGGUGACAGUAAAGCUGCAACCUGCGUCGCUGCAGUCCAACUGCUCGGAGCUGAUCAUGGUGCAGAUCUUACUCCGAUACAUCGCAUGUCAUGGCUCACGCUACGAAGUGUUAGACUUACUGCAGUUUGGUACACCGGAUGCAGUCGUGUGUCACUCGUCAUCAGGAAGCUUCUUCCAUCGAUCUCCGUCCACGAUAACUGUGUCGACACGUAAGGUGGAGCCGUUGGGCGGAUACUCGCUGGUCCUCACAACGCAACCGCUGACACGCAAGCCUCUGGACAAGGACGCUGUACAGCUUCUGCUACUCAAGAGUACCCCUUCGGAACUAGGCGUGGGCAAUGGUGUGCUACCGGUGGAGCGGGCUCUGCAGGAAGCUCAGCUCUUCACGCAAGAGUUGUUCCGCGUUGCUGCUCAACACUACGAACGUGAUUUGCUGUGGUCUCGCCUGCUGUUUGAUGACUCACGUGGCCCUGGUGCCGAUGUGGCUCGCACGUUGGCGCUUCCGGCGGACUUGUUCCGUGUGGAUGUUGGCCCACAGCAGCUUGAAGAGUGUCUCAAGCUGUCUAUCUGUACGCCUUUGGAGGCGCUGGACCCGCGACUGGACGAGUUGCUGCGUGUAUCUGGCGUGUGCUGGCAGGAGCUUGCACUGCGGCUUCGAGAUAUCUACGCAGACCAGCUACGGGAGUUCCAGUUCCAAGAGGAAGACGAGAACAGCAGCCACUUGUUACUACUGUGCCCCGACACGUUUGAUAUCAUCAUCCACUUGACGUUCAUCACGCCCAGGGACCCGGUGACACCCGCAGAACAGGGAGAGGUCAGUGUCAGUGGCGUCAACAGCAACGAUGGCUCCAGUCAGAGCGUCUGUGGUAAUGGCAGUCACUGUAGUAAUAUCAACGACCAGUUCAGCGAGGGAGGCUUUGAAGAAGAGGGAGAGGGCAACGUACGCGUGGAGAUCUGCCGACGCGAGGAACCGACCAACAAACAGUUCACGUUCGCACAGCGACGCUCCAUCUCCGAGUUUGUCAACAGCAUCGUGCACUGGCAGUGGCGAAGUCUCAUUUACGAUUGA